This is a messenger RNA of Dictyostelium purpureum, 800 nucleotides long. RefSeq lists its product as uncharacterized. Bases 19 to 723 code for a protein of 234 amino acids. Lineage: Eukaryota; Evosea; Eumycetozoa; Dictyosteliales; Dictyosteliaceae. The record is from RefSeq and is a predicted model, not a curated record. The transcript has a single exon. Gene Ontology annotation, biological process: mRNA splicing, via spliceosome. Gene Ontology annotation, cellular component: U2-type spliceosomal complex. Gene Ontology annotation, molecular function: RNA binding.
UUGGAAAGAAGAAGAAACAUGACCGAUCAAGAGAUCCUCCAAGAAAACCCUCAAAAAUUCGCCAAAGAUAAAAAGAAAUUAAAAUUUCUUCAAAGAGAUUAUCAUCGUGGUGCUUUCUUUCAAGAUGAUGAAUAUAUUAAAAAUAAAGAUUUCUCUGCUCCAACCGGUGAGGAUAAAUUUAAUAAAGAACUAUUACCUGAAAUUAUGCAAGUUAAAAACUUUGGAAAAUCUGGAAGAACCAAGUACACGAAUUUAAAAGAUCAAGAUACCUCAUCCAAAGACCCUUAUUGGAACCAAAACAAAUAUAGUAAUAAAGAUAGAGAUGUAAAAAGAAAUGACGAUCAUAGUAGAAGAGAUAGUGAUAGAAGAGAUUCGUACGAUAGCAGCAGAAGAGACUAUGAUAGAAGAGACUAUGAUAGAAGGGACCAUGAUAGAAGGGACCAUGAUAGAAGGGACCAUGAUAGAAGGGACCAUGAUAGAAGAGACCGUGAUAGAAAAGACUCAUAUGAUAGCAGAAAAGACUAUGAUAGAAGAGAUUCAAAUAGUGAUAGAAGAGAUAAUAAUAGAAAAGACGACAGAAGAGAUGACAGAAGAGAUAAUAGAAGGGGUGAAAAUGAUAGAAGAGAAGACUAUGAUAGAAGAGAUAAAAAAAACGAUAAUCAAGACCUGUACGAUAAAGGAAAUAACGAAAAGCGAACAUUAAGAUCCUACAAUACCUAUUAAAAAAAGUAUAAUAAAAUAUUUAAUAAAAAUAUUUAAUUUUUAUUAAUCUGUUUAUUUAUUUGUAAAUAAUAUAUUUU